GUUGUGGCCACCAAGCUGUGGAGAGGUCUGCACUGAGCGUUGCACCUUCUUCAACGCCAGGGUCAUCAUAUUAGGACAAUAAUAUUGAAUUUUUAUUCUAUAUUUCCAAAUUUUCCCUGAUUUUUUUUUUUUUAAAUCCGUAUUUGACAAGUAAGCCCACACAAAUACUAGGUUUUAUUAGGCGCGUUAGUUUGGUGUAUAUAAAACAAAACCUAGUACUACGGAUGGAGGAAGUUGUGUCUGAGAUUUUGUUAGAGAGGAUGUCGGGGUACGAUGCGGCGAAGACAGAAAAAAUAGGGGUGUGGUGGGACAUGAAUGACUGUCCGAUUCCGGAGGGGUAUGAUGCUCGUCGGGUGCGUCCAAGUAUAGAAAGGGCGUUCAAGGAACGAGGCUACUCUGGUCCUGUCUCCAUCACUGCCUAUGCCGACCAAACACAAACCCCUAGCCACGUCCUGCGAGGGCUCUCUUCCACUGGAGUCGCUGUUGCACAUACCAGAUCCGGAAGCACGUGUUCAGUCAUGCAUCGGGAUAUGGUGGAAUGGCGAGGUCAAAAUCCACCUCCGGGUACAAUCAUGAUCAUAUCGGAUCAGGUGAAUGGUGACUUCUCCUGGGAUCUGGCCAGGCUACAACAGCGCACUAGAUACGGCCUUUUCCUGGCUUAUUCAAAGAAGCAAUGCAAUGAUUAUCUCCUGGUCUAUUUUGCAAAUUGUCGCUGGGAAAAAUUACUAGAAGAAGGAGGCGCACCACCUGUUGUUGUGGCUGGUGAAUUAUCAUCUGCUGCCAUGUUUUAUUGCAAAUCGUGCAAUUUCGAUUGCCAAAGCCUGAAGAAAUUCAGGAAGCAUCUAUCCAGUUAUAAGCAUGGAAUGGAAGACGCUAUAACACCUCCGGUCACAAAAUUCUUGUUUGCAACGAAGUCGUGGGCAAGGAGCUACCCGGCCUCGCCUGAACACGCCACAGCUAAAAUACAUGUGCUGUGGGACAUGAACGACUGCCCGAUUCCUGAGGGAUAUGAUGCUCGUCAGGUGCGUCCAAGUAUAGUAAGAGCGUUCAAGGAAAUAGGCUACUCUGGUCCUGUCUCCAUCACCGCCUAUGCCGACCAAACACAAACCCCUGUUCACCACCUUCUAGCGCUCUCUUCCACUGGUGUCGAUUUUGCACAUACCCUUCCCUGGGUCCAUUACAGUCGCAUGAUUACAGAUUUUGAAAUAUGGACGAGAGAUAAUCCUGCUCCGGCUUCAGUUAUGAUCAUAUCGGAUGAAGUGGCUUCCAGCAAGUCUCGUUCAAAAAUUAUUUGUCUGAAACUACAAAAGUUUAACUACAACUGUUUUUUGGCCUAUUCAGUUAGACCUUCUGAAACGCCACUCCUGGUCACUUCUGCAGAAUGGCUCUGGGAAAACUUACUUGCAGUUUCAGAGACAAGAAGACACAUUCUUCACAAGUGCAGUGAAAGUGAAAGAGUUGUUGCAUCUACCGGAAUGUUUUGUUGCAAAUUGUGUUUUUGUGAUUGCAAAAGCCUGGAUGCUUUCAAUAAGCAUCUCUCAAGUAAAGAACAUAGAAAGGAGGAGCACAGAAUGCUUGCGCAUACUCAAUCUUUUCGUCGCAGUCUAAGGCAAUUUAAAAUAUCCAAGUACCAUGAUCAGGUAGGAUGUCCUCCCAAACGUAUGAGGAAAGCACCCCGGAAGGGUUUUCUCCCAAGACCAUUACGUUUUACUAGACGUUGAAACUGUGUUUUACUAGACUGAAGCUCGCUCUUAUCUUCCUUUCUAGUCUUAUGUUUCCCUUUGACGUAUUUAUUUCUAGUUUCCCUUUGCUUGUUCAACCUAAUGCUUGUUUAAAUUAAAAUUAAACUGAAUUGUGUGUUUUACUCUUCUUUUUUUUUCAUUGAAUUUUUUUUUAGUAUGAUUA
Messenger RNA from Brassica napus (rape), 1905 nucleotides. RefSeq lists its product as uncharacterized. Gene Ontology annotation, biological process: regulation of gene expression. Gene Ontology annotation, molecular function: RNA nuclease activity. Gene Ontology annotation, cellular component: peroxisome. Lineage: Eukaryota; Viridiplantae; Streptophyta; Magnoliopsida; Brassicales; Brassicaceae. The record is from RefSeq and is a predicted model, not a curated record. Bases 225 to 1721 code for a protein of 498 amino acids. The transcript has 7 exons.